AGCCGUGCAGGCUCGAAUCUGUCAGGCAGCUGCUGUCCCCCCUUGGUCUGCUCGUGGUAACGUAGCUGCGGCCCGCCCAGAGGCCGGCCCACGGCCUGUCGCGAUGACGACGGCCAACAGCGACGACGUGUGUCGCAGAGAUGUGGAAGCCAGCGAGAGCGAUCGACUCGGAGAUGGCCUCGGCAAGGGUGCGGCCUACUCCUCGCUGCUCCCGCCCGGCGUGCAGAAGCCCGCGGAGGGGCACGGCUCCCUGCCCUUCCCGUUCAACCAGAACAGGUGGCUGGACGAGCUCGGCCAGGCCUUCGGAUACAGGCUGCUCGUGAUGCUGUUCGCCUCGCAGCACAUCAUGAAAGGUUUCGCGCCCUCCUUCACUGGGCCGGCGUCGCAGUUUCUCUUUGCCUCGUACAACGUUGCGGGCCCUCGCAUGCAGAUCUUCGGCGGCAUCAUUUCCCUUCCUUGGGCCAUGAAGCCCAUCAUCGGGCUCGUGAGCGACUGCUUCCCCAUUCGCGGCUACAACAAGGCGCCCUACAUCCUGCUGGCGACCAUGCUGGGCAUCGUCGGCUGCGCGGCCCUGGCCAAGAUCCCGGCCGAGCGGCUGAGUGUCAACGCCGUUGUGUUCUGCCUCUUCUGCAUGCAGCUGCAGUUCUCCAGCUGCGACCUCCUCACGGAGGCGAAGUACGCCGAGAAGAUGCAGUCGAACCCCGCCAGGGGGCCCGACCUCAUGACCUUCGUGUGGUUCGGCCUGCAGGGCGGGGGCCUGCUGGCGACGCUAAUGGUUGGGCCUGUGCUCGAUCACUACGGUCCCAAGGCACCGUUCCUCAUUGGAGGAGGGAAACCGGCAUGCGCGUAAACUCUCGAGGGUCUCAGAAAGGGUACCAACGCUGCUAUUACCUGACUUGCUUUCGUUUCGGGAGGCUUCCCACACUCGUCGCCACGGCUGGGUUCGCCUCGAGAUUCUG
Molecule: messenger RNA, 959 nt
Organism: Prorocentrum cordatum
Lineage: Eukaryota; Dinophyceae; Prorocentrales; Prorocentraceae
Source: the annotation of a GenBank genome assembly